Molecule: messenger RNA, 2120 nt
Organism: Myxocyprinus asiaticus (Chinese sucker)
Lineage: Eukaryota; Metazoa; Chordata; Actinopteri; Cypriniformes; Catostomidae
Product: heparan sulfate glucosamine 3-O-sulfotransferase 3B1-like
Exons: 2
Coding region: 303-1358 (351 amino acids)
Molecular function (GO): [heparan sulfate]-glucosamine 3-sulfotransferase activity
Source: RefSeq, a predicted model, not a curated record
UACCCCGGGGACCAGUGGCACAUCACCGCACUCCAGCGCGGAUAUUACAAUCAGUAGAUUUUUGGCCGUGCAAAGUAUGGAAAUACGACACAAAAAGGUCUAUCCAAUCUCUCUGUUAUGAUGAAACUCUCAAAUCCAAAAUGAUAUUUAGAGACGCUCUGCACACUGAAUGGGAACCGUGAUGUCUUAAAGACCAGUGCAAGACGCGCCGGCUGUCAUUCGCCCUCUUGGCUUUCAGCUCGUCAAAGUUAAACAAAUAAAGUCCUAAAGAGAAUGGCCAUCUUCGGACUGUUUUCAGAGGGAUGGCAACUUUUAACAACCCACUCCUGGACAUCCGGAGACAAUUGCAAAAACUUGUAAUCAUGUUAUCCUUGAGCAUUAUAUGCGUCUCUCUCCUGUACCUUCUGCUGGGAUGCUGCGAAUCGGACUUGGUGGAGAGUUCCAAAAACUCACCGUGGCUUUUAACGGGAUGGUACCGAGAGCGUUAUAAUAAGACCGUGCUCAAAGAAAUAUUAACGGUGCCUGAUUACGUGAUGGAAGAGAGUGUAGAUCCAGCCAACAGCUCGGGGAAAGAUUGGACCUCUAUCCGGCGACUUCCACACGCUCUAAUCAUCGGGGUGAAGAAGGGAGGAACCAGAGCUCUUCUGGAGUUCCUCAGGCUUCAUCCUGACAUCCGAGCUCUUGGGUCCGAACCACAUUUCUUUGACAGGCACUACGCGCGUGGACUCAGCUGGUACAGGAGCAUGAUGCCCAAAGCUCUUGAUGGGCAAAUCGUAAUGGAGAAGACGCCCAGAUACUUUGUCACCCCAGAGACACCGGCCCGCAUCCAUGCCAUGUCCCGGGACAUCAAGCUAAUUGUGGUGGUGCGGGACCCCAUCACCCGUGCCAUUUCAGACUACACCCAGAUCAUCUCCAAAACCCCAGAUAUCCCCAGUUUUGAGAACCUGACAUUUAAGAACAGAACCAUGGGACAGAUAGACUCUCUUUGGAGCCCUCUGUACAUUGGACUGUAUGCCAGGCACUUGGAGCGGUGGCUGGCCUACUUUCCGCUCUCGCAGAUCCAUUUUGUCCACGGAGAGAGACUGAUAAGCGACCCGGCGGGUGAGCUGGGCCGCGUGCAGGACUUUCUUGGUCUGCAGAGGAUCAUUACAGACAAACACUUCUUCUUUAACAAGACAAAGGGCUUUCCUUGCCUCAAAAAGCCAGAAGGCAGUAGCAAACCCCACUGUCUAGGCAAAACCAAAGGCAGAACUCACCCUAAAAUUGACCCGGAGGUCAUACAGAAACUUAGAGAAUUCUACCAGCCCCACAACAUGAAGUUCUAUCAAAUGGCAGGCAUGGACUUUGGAUGGCAAUGAACAUUUCUAACCAUUAUAACAAGGAACUCAAAUUCAGUUGCAGUGCAAUUGGUUCUUUAUUGGGGAAGUAUACACUGUACAUUGUGAGUUGCCAAGUAAGAAGUCUAUUGUUUGUGGGGGCAGGCAAAAUGAAAAUGUGAUCGAAGUGAAAACGAUAUCUCCAGAAUUCUUCAUAGGUUUGAUGAAGGCUCCAUUGCUGUUCAAAUCAAUGUAUCAUGUCUGCCAGAUGACACUGGGGGUCAGAAUACAUGUCAGAGUGAGGUUCAGAUUGAGGGUGUGAUAAAGAACAUCAGAAGGAGCAGAGAAACGAUAGCAAUGACAUUAAAUCAUUGUUUUCAGCAGCACUUUUCUUCUCUUGCCAUAUUUUAUGUGUUGAUAUCUUGUUUUCGCUGAGUCGAAAAAGUGCUUGGACGAAAAACAACAUUCAAUCAUGUUCAAAGAUUGAUGAUGCAUACCGAAAUGUCAUGAUUUAAAAUAAACUGUGUAGCGUAGAUAAAACUGGCCAUUAUUGCAGUCUUUACACUGAACAAAAAGAUGACAUAUUAAAGCAAGAUAUAACUGAGUCACUGUAGCACAUGUGUGUACAGCAGUAGGGGCUGGUCAACAAUCACAUUAUAUUGCCAAUGACUCAAACUUGUUUUCAUUCGUUGUUGUAACUGGUAACCCGAGUAGACAACAUAUAGACACAUUUUUUUUCCCUCUGCUUGUUUGAAUUUGCACUAGUCUAAAAUCCAGCCCACAAGACAGCAAAUAAAUUAUUUU